Closterium sp. Naga37s-1 is the source of this 1386-nucleotide messenger RNA. The record is from the annotation of a GenBank genome assembly. NCBI's taxonomy places the organism in Eukaryota, Viridiplantae, Streptophyta, Zygnematophyceae, Desmidiales, Closteriaceae.
AUGUCUCGAACAGUGACCAAUCGGGUGGCGAGAGCCGUGCACGCGCUGCUAUUGGCUGCUAGAUCUGACAACCGAUCUGAUGGCAGGCGGGGAAACGCGCUGCUGGGCGAACUUCGCAGGCUGAAGAAGCUUCCUGCGGGUUUCCUGCGAUCUGUUGCUGAGGAGCUGUGGCGCCUGCGGGAAUUCAAACUGGCAGCGGAUGUCCUUGAAUCAGUCCCACCAGCCAUUUUCUCUGAUAACAGGCGAUCAGAUGCAUCAGAUUCAUCAGAUUCUUCAGACAAUUCAGAUUCUGAGGAUUCUGAAGAGUCUGAGGAUUCUAAGAAGUCUGAUUUUCCUGCUCGCGGUGGCAGCAGCCCUGAGCGCGAGAUGACAGGUCAGCAGCGGACAUGUGGCAGCCAGAGGUGGACAGGUGGCACACUGCGGUUGCACGCCCGUGUGGCAGCGGGGCUGGUGGCAGCGAAUCAGGUGGAGAGGGGAGUGCAGCUGAUUGGCCAGAUGCCGCGAGUGCAUACACAGGUCACUGAUUCAAACACAGAGCAGCAUGGGGCAUAUGACCAUGCACUCGGCAUGGGGGUGUAUUUGCAGGCUACUGAUUCAGGCACCAAGGACAUCAGAAGCACAGCACUCACAGCAGAAGUUCCAGCAGGGCAGUCUGUUGCGCCUGGCUGCGUCACACAGCCACUGGCCUGUGGGAAGGCUGUAUCUCUCCCCAUACUGGGCAGACUUCCCGUGCCCCUGUCGCCCGCACCUCCACUCUGGAACGCUCUCGUGUCACAGCAGUUCACUCCUUCAAACCAGCUGACAGCAGCAGAAAGACAGGCCGCACCAGAGCAACAGACAGCAGCAGGGGAACCAGCUGCCGUAGCAGAGCAACGCCUCUCACCCACCAGUCUCUCUCAUUCCUCUCAUCUUUCCCACACUAUCACCGCUCCCGCUCGCCCUCUCUCCUAUGCCUCGGGCUGUGCUCUGAUAGUGGCGUUUGGAGAGGUGGGGGUGGUGGACGGGGCGGUUGCGAUGCUGCUGUGCAUGGCCUGGGGGUGGGAUGAACCUACCUUAGGUUGUGAAAGCAGGAUCCCAAACCGGGCUUUAAGGAGGGAGGCACAUGUGGUGUUGCUGCUUGCAGCCGCCCUCGCCCGCUGCAGUCGCCCUGACGACGCCCUCGCGCUGCUGCGCUUCGUGCUCCAAUCGGGAGCUGCCACGUGGCAGGGUGGAAGGGGCCAGGUAGCAGUGGCUGCGAGGGAGGCUGGGGAGGCGGUGAUGGUGGCUUUGGCGAGGGAGAGACGAUGGGGGGAGAUGGAGGAGGUUGGUGGCACCACGGGCGGCAGCCUGGGCGGCAGCGCCGGCGGCACCACAUCUGGCAGCAAGCUUUUCAAGUGCAGAAGCUGA